CGUGUAUCUCAUCGAAUCCCUAAAAUCUCAGAGCUCGAGGGAAAUGGCACUGAGGAACGCACUUCUUCGUCACCUGAGGGUUCCGGUCCAAAACCUAGCGGUGAGAGGUUCGAACCAAUCUCAAAUCGGGUUCCUUGGCUCGAUCCGUGCUUUCUCGUCGCACGAUGAUCACCUCAGCAAGCAGGAUGUCGUCGACAGAGUCCUCGACGUUGUCAAGAGCUUCCCUAAAGUCGAUCCCGCUAAGGUGACUCCUGAUGUUCAUUUCCAAAAGGAUUUGGGGUUAGAUAGUUUGGACACGGUGGAGAUAGUGAUGGCUAUUGAAGAGGAGUUCAAGCUUGAGAUCCCAGACAAAGAAGCUGACAAGAUAGACUCUUGCUCUCUUGCCAUUGAAUACGUUUUCAGUCAUCCUAUGUCUAGCUAAACACCUGUGUGCUAUCUCUCAUGUUUUUUGUUCUUUCCUGAUCAUGGGACUUCCAAAUAAAUUCAGUUCUGUUUUGAGAGGCAUUCUUGACUCUUUUAACAGCUUCAUUGAGAAUCCUUUUGGCUUUGAUUAUUUUGUAAUUCGACACUUUUUUUCGGAGUAAUUACAAUCUGUCUUUUAUUCAA
Molecule: messenger RNA, 606 nt
Organism: Brassica oleracea var. oleracea
Lineage: Eukaryota; Viridiplantae; Streptophyta; Magnoliopsida; Brassicales; Brassicaceae
Product: acyl carrier protein 1, mitochondrial
Exons: 2
Coding region: 44-421 (125 amino acids)
Biological process (GO): fatty acid biosynthetic process
Cellular component (GO): mitochondrion
Molecular function (GO): acyl carrier activity; acyl binding
Source: RefSeq, a predicted model, not a curated record